Messenger RNA from Cryptomeria japonica (Japanese cedar), 947 nucleotides. RefSeq lists its product as uncharacterized. The coding region runs from base 143 to 676 and encodes 177 amino acids. Gene Ontology annotation, biological process: endoplasmic reticulum organization; vesicle-mediated transport. The transcript has 6 exons. Gene Ontology annotation, cellular component: endoplasmic reticulum membrane. The record is from RefSeq and is a predicted model, not a curated record. Lineage: Eukaryota; Viridiplantae; Streptophyta; Pinopsida; Cupressales; Cupressaceae.
AUACACAUAAAGAGGCUAACACAUUCAGACCUACAAAUGAAGUUUUUCGUCCAAAUUUCUUGAACCCUUUUUUUAUACGGCGAAGAGAAACAUACAAGCGUCACAGCCAUCGAUUACUCGCGUUUAGUCUGUCUGAAGUGAAAUGGAGAGAGCGCAGAAAGGCAUGGGUUUUGGCAGGCCUUUGGGAACCGACGGCUUCGAUUACUCAUAUCGCAUGACUGUCGAUCAAAGAUAUCAGAAGGUUGCUUUAAGAAAAGCACAGCUCUACAGAUUGUACACGGCGCAGGUUGCUUGUCAGGCACUGGCCUUACUAUGGGUAGCACUGGUAAUGUUAAAAGGAAGGGAAGUCAGCAAAAUUGUGUUCAUUUCAAUUACAAGUGGCAUUAUUGCAAUCAUUUGUGGAGAAAUAGGUCGAAGGCGCACCAGUUCUAUGUUACUGAAGUUGUACAUUUUUGCAUCAUCUUUUGCAACGGCACUAUCUGUUUCAUGUGGCAGCUCGGGUCACCUAUCAGGUGAGCUCACUAGUGAUUCGAAACAGAGCGAAGACAGAGAUUCCUUGUCAGUGUUAUUCGAUACUUUGGAGACAUGGCGAAUAUUUAUAGGAGUGCUGCUGCAAAUUGUUACGACGUCUGCAACGAUUUCUCUACUACUAAACAUGUCUUCAAAGAGGAGUUGAGAACAUGUGGAAAAUAUAAAUGCUAUAUAUAUUUGUAUUUUCAGAUGAGUGAAAGAUGCCGAAUGAAAAAUUUCUCAUAGGCCGAUAAGUUUAAAUAUUAGAUGAGGACAAGUGAUUGCCAGAACCUUUUUUCAGAAAUAAACCUUUUUCUUUAUGUUUUGCUACAGUAAAUGGUGGUAGCUUUAAUUUUUUGCGAAGUAGAGAAUGGCUUUUUAUUGCCUGUUUAUGGAUGUCUAAUAUGAUAAUAUCUAAUCACAUAAUGUUUGAAGUA